AUGGCGGGCUAUGCCAACAAUCUGGACGUGAAUCUGGAUGUACCAUUGACGGGACCAGUCGAUCCAGGUUUGAACUUCAGCCAGCCGCCGAUCAUCAGGAGCUCCCGUCCAGAAGGGAUCUCAACACUUCGGGAGUGGGGCGACAUGAAGUUUCCGGAGGGCAAGUGGAAGAAUGCCACCUUUGCCGACGUCUUUCGCCAGGACCAGAAGUACGUGCACUUCAUGGCCAACCACACCAAGCUGGUGUCCCCAUGGGCACUGAGCUUCAAGAGCUAUGUCAGUGCCAGGCUGAAAGCUCAGAUCGAGCACGAAGAGCUGAAAAAGAAGAUGGUGGUGGAGAUGGAGAAGAAGGUGCGCGAGGUGCUGAUGACCGGCUCGUGGGGAACGUCCCUUCCAAGCAAUGUGGACUGGGAGGUGAUCUCACAGACGGUGCAGUCUGGUGGAGCCAGUCCACCGAUCCAGCGAACCAAAAGGUCCAUGGAGGACGAGAUCGAUGGCAACCAGAUGAAGCCAGAAUAUGCCCCGGAGAACAAGAUCGACAAGAUCACCCGAAUGGCUCUUCUUCAGCGAGAACUGGAUCGUCUGAGGGAGGAAGUUGAGAAACCAUCCUGGGGUCUGGAUCUCUUGGAAAUCUACUGUGAACCAGAUUCACAGUUGACCGAACAAGCUCGAAGACUUGGUUUAAGAGCCGAGAGAUUCACAAUCCACGAUGGUGAUCUAUCAACAACUGCGGGUCGGGAAGCUUUGUGGAAGAAGAUCAUGGAGAAGUGUCCCCGUGAAAUUUGGAUGGCACCAGAAUGCAAGUACUGGGGCAAUUUCAGCAGGAGAAAUAUGGGUCGCAGCAUCAGCACAGGAUCUGAAGCAAUUGAACAACCAGAGUUACGAGAUGUCAAAGCUUCCAUACCGCUCAGACUUACGGUUAUCAAAGACCGUACUUCCGGCAAGGCAGAAGUGUUAGGCCAGGGAGUGGCAUCUGAUGUCUUUAGAGCUGGACUUGAACUUCGAGCAUCAGCCCGUCGGGCAUUCAUUGAUGCAGACAAUUCUUCAAGUCUGCGCAGAGCGCUGUUGCGUCGGACUCUCCAAACGCAGAGAUCGGUGGCCAUGGAAGAGAACUCUCCAGGUGACAAAGUCUUCCUCGAAUCCUUGGAGAGAAUCCGACAAAAAUUCAACUUUGGCAGUUUCGAAAAGGGGUGCUUUACCUUUACGGGGAUUAGGUACAAACAAUGGGAUGAUAAGAGCAUUGAGUAUGAUCAGAUUGACUACAUCGAGAAGAUAGCCCCCAUUGAGAUUCCCAAGGGUAGAAGGAACCAGCCUCUAAGUAGACUUACUGAACAUGAGACAACCCAGUUAAGAAGUCUGGUAGGCGCCCUUCAAUAUGCUGCUGUACAUACAAGACCGGAUUUAUGUGCAAAAGUUGGAGAGAUCCAGUCAUGUGUUCCUCGAGCCACUGUGGGUGACAUGGUCAGUGCAAACAAAGUUUUGUAUGAAGCCAAGAACAACAAAGUCUCGUUGAUGACCGUUCCAAUUGCACCGGACCAGCUCACAUACUGUGCCUUUUCAGAUGCCUCGUUUCUUUCAGGAAAGGAAAAGUUUGCCCACCAGGGAGGCCUGAUUUUUGCAACGACUCCGGAGCUUUUGGAAAAUAAGAAAUCUGUGAUGGCCCCGGUGGCGUGGAUUAGCAAAAAGAUCCAUCGGGUCACUCGGAGCACCCUUGGUGCAGAAGCAAUUGCACUUAGUGGUACAGUAGAUAGGAGGGCUGCAUUGGUCACGGAUUGCAAGAGCGCAUACGACCUCCUUACCCGUACAGCCAUUCCCCAAUGCGAAGAACAUCGAACCACCAUAGAAUGCCUCUUAAUUCGAGAACGGCUUAAAGCCAACUGUGCCAUUCGAUGGGUGACGUCCCAUGCUCAAUUGGCCGAUUGCUUGACCAAAAGUAUGGACUCAUCAGUGUUGCGGGAAUGCCUCAAGAGUGGUAGAUAUUCGUUGUUUGAUGAGAACAGGGUUCUUCAGGAGCGUUCAGACAAAAAGCAAAGAGCCAAGUGGGCUAAAGAGGCCACCUCAGUGCCGGUAGGACAUGCCCAGGACCCAUUUCAUAUCAUGCUGCUGCAUGUCCAUCAAGGGGUGGGCAGUGGCGUGGACUUGUGA
Cladocopium goreaui is the source of this 2145-nucleotide messenger RNA. The record is from the annotation of a GenBank genome assembly. Lineage: Eukaryota; Dinophyceae; Suessiales; Symbiodiniaceae.